GGCUCUGGAGAGGACAGCCCCACGCACAACCCCGCCUUUUCCGCAUCCCCGGGAGGACCCCGCGCCGCUUUAUGAUUGGCCGCGGGGUAGCGCCGCUCCUUUUCUCUUCCGGUUGCAGGAGCCGCCGCUGCCGCCAUGAAUGACACAGUGACCAUCAGAACCAGGAAGUUCAUGACCAACAGACUUCUGCAGCGUAAGCAGAUGGUGAUUGAUGUUCUUCAUCCUGGGAAGGCCACAGUCCCCAAAACAGAAAUCAGGGAAAAGCUGGCAAAAAUGUACAAGACAACCCCUGAUGUAAUUUUCGUCUUUGGCUUCAGAACUCACUUUGGUGGUGGCAAGACAACUGGUUUUGGCAUGAUCUAUGAUUCCCUGGACUAUGCAAAGAAAAAUGAACCAAAGCACAGGCUUGCCAGGCACGGCUUGUAUGAAAAGAAAAAGACUUCCAGGAAGCAGCGAAAAGAGCGUAAGAACAGAAUGAAGAAAGUCAGGGGCACAGCCAAGGCAAAUGUUGGUGCUGGCAAGAAGAAGGUAAACUGUGUGUUGUAUAUCUUGUCAUCAGCUCAGUAGCUUAGUUUUGCUCCUCUCUGCUGCCAGCCUAGCUGAUAUGACAUGAAACAAUGCUUCUUAAAUUACUGUUUCCUAUGUGUCACUCGAACUAAAGUUAAAUUUCGUAAAUCUAACAGUAUUGCUCUAAUCACAUAACGCAGUCUCGCAAUACACACAGUAGAUAAUCUUAACGCUUGUCACUCAGGCUGCCUAAACCCCUAAUGCUUACUCCACCAAGUUGCUGUUGGUACACUGUUACUUACCCAGGUAAGUUUGUUAAGGGUGUGUGGUGUAGGCAGUGAGGACAGGGUGUAAACAGAAAUAAGGUAGAAUGCCUUGGGGUUUGAGGGACUGAUGCCCAAGGUAGCGGAGUCCUUCUGUGGUGAGGCUAGACUAAUGCAGCCCUCCUGGGCUGUAGCUAGGACUUGAUACAAGCAGGUUAGAGGGAGGCAGAUUUCCUCUAUUACGAAACAGAACCAAAGCUGAGGAAUAGGUUGGGUAGGAAGCCAGGCACUUUUUUUCACAGUAUUCAGUCUUGUGAUAAAUAUUGAAUAAGCUGUGCAGGUAAGUGUUUUGUUUUGGUUUUUUUUUUCAGGUGUUUUAG
Messenger RNA from Poecile atricapillus (Black-capped chickadee), 1150 nucleotides. It is a transcript of the gene RPS24, whose product is annotated as ribosomal protein S24. The record is from RefSeq and is a predicted model, not a curated record. The transcript has 5 exons. NCBI's taxonomy places the organism in Eukaryota, Metazoa, Chordata, Aves, Passeriformes, Paridae. Gene Ontology annotation, biological process: translation. Gene Ontology annotation, cellular component: ribosome. Gene Ontology annotation, molecular function: structural constituent of ribosome. The coding region runs from base 136 to 567 and encodes 143 amino acids.